Messenger RNA from Trichomonas vaginalis G3, 738 nucleotides. Its product is annotated as positive regulation of catalytic activity protein. The transcript has a single exon. Gene Ontology annotation, cellular component: TRC complex; membrane. The coding region runs from base 1 to 738 and encodes 245 amino acids. The record is from RefSeq and is a predicted model, not a curated record. Gene Ontology annotation, molecular function: molecular adaptor activity; protein binding. NCBI's taxonomy places the organism in Eukaryota, Parabasalia, Trichomonadida, Trichomonadidae. Gene Ontology annotation, biological process: post-translational protein targeting to endoplasmic reticulum membrane.
AUGGAAAGAGAAGCUUUUCUUCGAUCUUUGAUAAUUUCGUUUAUUGAUCAAUCAAGAAAUGAUAUAAAAGAAGAUAAUGAAACUGUUGAUGAAGUAUUAAGUUAUCUCACGAAAGUUUGGAGUUUAUCAAUUGAAGAUAAACCAGUUUGGAUGCAAGGAAAUCUACUCGAUCUAAUACCUGAUGAUGUAACAGAUGAUUCUAUAUGCAAAGACCUAAUAAUUCGUGGUAGAAAAGAAUUUGGAUACGGCCAAUAUGAUACAGCGCGUGAUCACUUUUUAGAAGCAUUAAAAAUAAAGGAAACAGAUGAAAUAUAUCAAAAUCUAGUCAAUUUAGAAAUCAAAGAGUCCAAUUACGAUGUUGCACUUGAAUAUUGUCAGAAAUGCUUAGAAAUAAAUCCAAAAAACUCACAUAUUUACUUGUUUCUUGGGUUUUGCUUAUGGAAUUUAAACAAAAUUUCUGAUGCGAAGCGCGCUUAUCAACAAGGGCUCGAUAUUUCACCAGAAAAUCAAUCACUUCGGCAGGCUCUCAACUUUAUUGGUCCAUCGGAUCCAAGUGUAUUACCAAACAUUGCAGAAUUAAUCUAUAAGAAGAAAGAUACUCCAGAAUAUGCCGAUUUAAUGAAUAAUCAUGAUAUUCAGAUGAUUGUAGAAUCAAUUCUUCAAGAUCCUUCAUGUGUUUCUAAGUUUUCUUCAAGUCCGAACUUUUCCAAAUUAAUGGAAGUUUUAGUUGGUGAAUGA